AUGUCUCCCAGUCUAGAAGGGAUCAUGUUCAAUAGGAACGCGAACCUGUCAGCGCGACGGCCUUUACUUGCUGAACCCCAAAAGCCAGUGGUAAUCCCACCACGGGCGCCGCCUCGUGACUAUGGUCCGAAUCGACCUUUGCCAGCACCUCGAAAUUUACCAGCGAACUGCCAGUACGAAUGUAAACCAGAUCGUUGGAAGCCAUCGAACGUCGAAAUCGAAAAACGUUUGCAGGAGACGAGAGCUCGGGAGAAGGUCGGUUACUUUGAAGACAAAGUGGCCGUACCAGAGUUAAAUUUGGACCGUAGGGAAGCGGAAUUAGUGUUUAGAUUCGACCCUCACGCGUCCGCUGAAUAUUUAUCGAGUCAGUAUCAAGCUCCUACCGUGCAGUAUGCAAAGCCCCCGACGCCGGCAAACGGGUUUGCUAACCGUCUACCGGAGAGAGACGGCCCUUUUGUGUUCGGAGUCCAUAGCCCUAGCCAGUUUCCUAUCCCGCGUCGGGAUGACGACGACUAUGAUUAUUCGGAAGUGGCGGAGGAAAACGGCCGGCCUGUGAUACGAGAUGACGAGUCUGCGGACUUGAAUUGUUGUGAUAAAGUGAAUGAGUGGGCAGUACGGGAUAAGAAAAGCAGAAGAACCUUAAAUCGAAUGUUUCAAAUCAAAGAUAGACGGAAAGUGAAAGGUGGGAAGAAAGAGAAGAUAAAGUGUGUGUUAGUUGGUGAUGGAGCUGUUGGAAAGAGUUCUCUAAUAGCUGCAUACGCGCAGGACACGUUCCGGGAAGAGUAUCAACCCACUGCAUACGACACUUUCAAUGUUGUGGUGGAUGUUGAUGAUCGGCCGGUCUGCGUUGAAAUCUGUGAUACAGCGGGUCAGGACUCCAUGUCUGAACUCCGCGAGCUAUGCUACCCUGGUACAGACGUGCUGAUGCUGUGCUUCUCCGUAGUGCGACCAGAGACGUUCAGAUCGGUUGCGGAGAGGUGGACGCGUGCCGUCGCAAGUGUGAACGCGCCCUUAGUACUAGUAGGCACGCAGAGCGACUUGGCACUUGAUGGACGAGUUAUACAGACGUUAAGGGCCCGUGGAGAACAUGCUGUUACAGAAAUGGAAGCUCGGACGUUAGCAGCAAAAAUUAAUGCUGUGUAUGUGGAAACCUCGGCAAAAACAAGGAAACAGUUAAAAGACGCAUUUGAUGCCGCCAUUUUAGCAGGGUUGCCAGUUAUACAAAGUAAACGACCUCUCUGGAAAAAGUUAUUAUGCUUAAAU
Messenger RNA from Brenthis ino (lesser marbled fritillary), 1263 nucleotides. Lineage: Eukaryota; Metazoa; Arthropoda; Insecta; Lepidoptera; Nymphalidae. The record is from the annotation of a GenBank genome assembly.